AUGACUUUGGAUGUUCUUUCCCUCCCAAUUUGUGAUUCAUCGAGAUGCGAGCAGUGUCAGGUUCAAGGAAAUCGACCUGUCGACGUCGUUGCAGUCCAUGGGCUGGGCGAAACUUGCACUACUGCUUGGACUGACACCGAUACGGGCGUACUGUGGCUGAGAGACCUGCUUCCUCAAGAUCUACACGUGGCACGGGUUCUCUCCUUUGGCUAUAAUGUCGCUAUCUCAUCAUUUUUUGGUGGUAGUGAAGUUCUUGAGGGUAUUGCAGAGACACUUGUGCAGAAUCUGGAGAGUCAUCGUGCUCUUGAUGGUGGCCAACAAAGACCAAUCAUCUUUAUCUGCCACGGUAUAGGGGGAACCAUUGUCAAAAAGGCUCUGGUCUACUCUUCAACGCGGAUCGCGCCACACGUCCAGCAUCUGUAUACUGUUUUUGUGUCGACUUACGCAAUAUUGCUUUUCGGCGUUCCUCACGACCACCUCGUGAAGUGGAAAUGGCUAGAACUCGAAUCAUUUCUUCGGCAUUCGAAGGGACUGUUCAAGGGGCGCCAAUCCAAAGGGCAAGACGAUCAAAUCUCUGAGGGACAAACCCUAAGAAUGGCUGAAGUUGCGUUCGCGCCUCUUUUGAAGCAGUUCCGGAUCUACUUCUUCUGGGAGUCGGCUGAGACAACGCUAGGCAAAGUUAGGGAUGUAAUGGUCGAUCAAUCAUCAGCAGCGCCAGCAAUAGACAACGCAGAGCGUAUGGCUAUACCAUCUGAUCAUCUAGGAAUGGUCAAAUAUGCUAGCUCAAGUUGUCAAACAUAUCGCUCAGUGCUUGGAGCUUUAAUCCGGUACUGUCGAGAAGCUUCUUCCCUCAUAUCGCAUAGAUGGAAGCUAGCGGAAGCGCACAUGUCGCGAGCACGCUCAAAUGAAGCUUUCGAGCUCACGGGACUGGUAUAUGAUAUCCAGGAUACGGAGCGCACAAAAGAUGGUGCUGUGACAGGUAUCAAAGCUCCCAAAAAGCAAAUUGACCUGCCUCGUCGCCCUUUCGUGUAUUAUGUGGGGCGAUCAGGAAUGUCUCAGGUCUUGGAAAAAGCAUUCUUUUCAAGUCCGGGAAAAUUGCAGAAAGUUUUCGUGCUCUGCGGAAUGGGUGGUGCCGGUAAAACUGAGAUUUGCAUUCAAUUUGCUCGUGACAAUCAACAUCGUUUCUCGGCUAUCUUCACCGUACAGGCCACAAGUGCACGGCACAUAAAAGAAUCAUACGCCAAAAUUGGGGCCUAUGGGGGCUUGGAGCCUACAGAAAGAUCGGGAAAAUACUGGCUAGAACAGUCUGAGGAACCUUGGUUACUGAUAGUCGACAACGCCGAUGAUCCUCACCUAGACCUUUCGACCAUACUUCCUCUUGGAGACCAUGGGUCCAUCCUGGUCACAACCAGAAACCCAGAGCUCAGAAAGCACAAUACCAUUGGUUACCGCCAUGUUGGUGGAUUAUGCAGGGAAGAGGCGUUGGCCUUGCUAUUGAAAAGCGAUAACAUCAGAGGCCCUCCAUGGCAACCCGUAGUGAAGAUUACUGGGCACCGAAUCACCAAAGCUCUGGGGUACUUGGCUUUAGCCGUGAAAGCAGCUGGGGCAUCGAUCUAUCGAAACGUCUGCAAGCUACAUGAGUAUCUUGACUUCCACAACGAUUUCCGAAGUCGAUAUCAUUCCUUAAGGGAUGUCGAAAAAAAUUCACGAGAGAGCGAAGCCAGCGUCUAUUCUGUAUUUGACAUUUCGCACAGAUGGCUCCAGAACCAAGAAUCAACUGCCGCUUGUGACGCUCUGGAGAUUCUCAAUGUCGUUGCGUUCUACCACUUUGAACAUAUUCGGCUCGAUGUGUUUACUAAGGCAAAGGGGUUUCGGCAGGAAUCUUCGAGCCCAGCUGGUAGAAAAUCUCUCUUGACGCGUCUCUCGGAAUUUGUUGUCCUCAGAAUGGCGCCACCCAGAGCACUUCCUGGAUUCUUAAAGGAUCGACAUCUUAGUGGCCCAUGGCGUGUUAGAGAGGCUUUGGCUCUGUUGAGUUCAUUGUCAAUGAUCUUCUACGAUGACGAGGGUGACAGCUUCUCGCUUCACCCUCUUGUUCAUGCCUGGAUCCGGGAUCGAAUGUCCACAAGUGAGAAGGCUCUAUGGGCAUCCGUGGCGUUGAAUAUUUUAACAGAUUCAAUCUAUCUUCCCUCAGCGACAGGAGCGGACGACGCAGGGGCGUACCAUCGCGAUAUCCUCCCUCAUCUUGACCAAAGUCUGGGUAAUUUCGCUCUGUGGGUCAAAACUGGGUCUUCAAUGCUCCCAAACAGUCGCAGUAGCUUCGUCAUGAUCCUGCAACCAACCCUGUUACUUAUGGUGCAGGAGCAGGUACAAGACAACGCUAAAUGCGGCUACGUCUACCUCAAUUGUGGUCGCUUCAACGAUGCCACAGAACACCUUUCCGCAGUAUGCGAAGCUUUACUACAUGUUCUAGGACCGAAAAACGAAAAGACCAUGAGAGCUCAGCUCGGCCUGGCUCAAGCGUACUGGGGCUUAGGACACUUGUCUAAGGCUAUCAGGCUGCAAAAUAUGGUCGUAGAAGCUCGAAAAAGUGUUUACGGUGUGGAACAUUGUGAAACGUUGCUGGCAAUGGAUCACCUGGGGCGGUCCUAUUGGCUUAAUGGCCAGUAUCAAGAGGCUUUGCACCUGCAAGAAUACGCAGUGCAGAAAAUGAAGGUCCAACUUGCACCGGACGAUAGCCGUUUACUGGCAGCGUUAGACAAUCUGGGUGUUACACUUGGUGCCUGGCACCGAUAUGACGAGAGUCUGAACCUACAUCGAGAGGUUCUCCAGAUACGAAAGAAGAACUACGGGUCUUCAGACGCCGACACGAUCAGCACCAGAAUGUACAUGGCGAUGGCUCUACUUGAUGUUGGGCAACUUCAAGAAUCCCAGAGGGAAAUGGCAGAAGUCUAUCAGCUCAGGCGGGCCCGGCUAGGAAAGGAGCAUCCAUGGACUCUGUGGGCGUUAUGCUAUCUUGCAAAGAUCAAUGUCAAGUUAGGUCUACUCGACGAAGCUGAGGAAAUGCUAUUGGAAGGAAUCGCUGCUGGAAAGCGCAGUCUUACAGACGACCACCUAGGCGUCUUGAUGGGCUGCGGGGAGCUCGCACGUGUCUAUUCUCGCAAGGGUCGACUAGGGGAAGCUUGUUCCCUAUUAAGUGAGACUAUUGAACGGCUGAAGCGGUCUCGUGGGGAACACCAUCCGGACUACAUCUACGCGCUUUGGAAAAUGGCACAGCUCCAGAAGAAGCUGGGAAAUUUUCAAGAAGGGGCAUACCAUUGCAAAUCAGCUCUUGAACAGGCCAAGCACAGACUUACUCUGGAUCAUCCACUGAGCAAACUAAUUGCGCUGGAGAAGAACAACCUUGAAUCCCAGAAGGGUUGA
Molecule: messenger RNA, 3420 nt
Organism: Cladophialophora psammophila CBS 110553
Lineage: Eukaryota; Fungi; Ascomycota; Eurotiomycetes; Chaetothyriales; Herpotrichiellaceae
Exons: 3
Coding region: 1-3420 (1139 amino acids)
Molecular function (GO): protein binding
Source: RefSeq, a predicted model, not a curated record